Messenger RNA from Naegleria gruberi, 1230 nucleotides. RefSeq lists its product as uncharacterized. NCBI's taxonomy places the organism in Eukaryota, Heterolobosea, Eutetramitea, Acrasida, Naegleriidae. The transcript has a single exon. The record is from RefSeq and is a predicted model, not a curated record. The coding region runs from base 1 to 1230 and encodes 409 amino acids.
AUGGAACGACCAGAUGUUAUCAUUGAUUGGCGUGAUGAAACUGUAUCAGAAGAUGAAACUCAUCUUUUAUAUGAUGAGAAUGAUUCAUCAAAGGUUGUGAACAAGCCUUUUGUAAGAAUACUUGGUUAUAUAUUUUGGUGGGAGGAGAAAUGUAAGACGUUAUCACCUCAUCAUCAACCAAUCUUUGCAAGAGAAAAUCCACAAGUUGAAAGACUAAGAUACUCUCAAGAUCUUCCAGAGAGUGUUGAGGGAUAUCCUGUUGAAGAAUAUUUAAAGUAUGACACUCAGUGGUUAGAAACUGUAAAGUAUCAAUGUUAUUGCUAUGCAAGAAUAGUAUCAGAUGUGGUUGGAAGUGGAGUUUCAGGAUUUCAACUUUCACCUUCAUUUGCUAGUACCACCAGAACAUUUGUUCAUUAUAUUCCUCAAGCUUCUUAUUAUUCUACUAAUAAUCAUUACACGAUGGUGAAUCAGAAAAAUUUAGCUAAAAUUAGAAUAGAUUGGUUUAGAUGUGAAAUUGUUGAAUUAGAAAAAAAGUUACAUGCUAAAAUAUUUAGAAAACUUGGAAUGAAAGAAAAAUUGCCAGAAACUAAAGAAAAGCCAAAGAAAAAGUUUGAUUUUUCACUAUUAGAAAGAAAAAAGCCAAAUAGAGCUAUUCCCAUUGAGGCAAAUGUUAAUUAUGUUAUUCCAAAUAUCAAUUAUCCAAUUAAAUUGGAAGAUCCUAUCAUGUUAAUUGGUUAUCCUAAACGUGUAACAAAGCAAUAUUAUCUUGAUAAUUAUGAAAACGAUCGUUUUCCUUUAUACAGAGACGAUUUUGAUAACUUUUUUGGUUUAUCAUUUUUCAAAAUUGGAAGUUUAGGAAGAAUUAAGAGUUUCAAUGAUAAUUAUAUUCUUGUUUCAAACUCUGCAUUGUGUGGAAUGGGUGGUUCACCUGUUUUGACAUUUGAUGGUCAAUUAAUUGGUUUUUUAAUUGGUUCCACUAAAAAACUUGAAUAUAAUAUUGUAAUGAGAGUUAAUCAUCCUUCUUUUAUAAUUGAAUAUUUAAGUUUUCCUGCAUUUGAAUUAUUAGAAUUGAAUCAAGAUUUGUAUUUUCCAUUAUUAGAAUAUAUUAUUACAAAACAUUUACAUAUUAUUGAAAUUGCUAUAAAUUCUAAGAAGUUAAAGAAUGAAAGAAAGAGACAAAAUCUUGUAAAGAUUUUACAAAUCUAUCAGCAAAGAAUUCAAAAACAAUAA